AGAAUAAAUCAGAUGGCAAAAAUCGAUUUGGCGUGUCCAGUUAAAAGAGUCGAUUCUAAUCAAAGCGAUUCAUUUUGAAUCAUCCAGCACCUGGAUUUAUAUGAGCUUUCAGUUAAGUGACUCUCACUCCUUGGCCCCCCGCAAUGUCUCUCCAAACUAAAGCGCUGGUCACAGCCAAGUGGUUGUCCCAGGCCAUCAAGACGCGUGCGGGUGCCAAUGUGCGUGUCCUGGACGCGUCUUGGUACUUACCCAAACUUAAGCGCAAUUCCGCGAGCGACUUCAAGAAGCGCCACAUACCCGGGGCUGCAUAUUUCGACCUGGACCGCUGUAGUGACCAAACCUCGCCGCUUGAUCACAUGCUCCCCUCGGCAGGCGACUUCGCAGAGUACAUAUCGCGCCGUGGUAUUACCAACGACGCGCACGUAGUGGUGUACGACGCGAGCGAGCAGGGCGCGUUUUCCGCCCCGCGCGUAUGGUGGAUGUUCCGCGUGUUCGGUCACCACACUGUGUCCGUGCUGGACGGAGGCUUGAAGCACUGGAUGCAGGAAGGAUACCCGGUUACGGAGGAGCGCGAGAAGCCGGAGCCCACGGAUUACCGGGCCAUGCUUGACCGGUCAUGGGUGAAAACCUACGAGGACAUUUUGGACAAUAUCGAGACGAAAGAGUUCCAGUUGGUGGACGCGCGACCUGCGGGGAGAUUUAAGGGUAGAGACCCUGAGCCUAGAGACAACACUGAACCUGGCCACGUACCCGGUUCCAUCAACAUACCUUUUACAUCUCUAUUGGCACCCUCUGGUCUUUUUCUUCCUCCGGAGCAGUUGAGGGAACUGUUUCAGCAGGCUGGUGUUGAUCUGCAGUGCCCACUCUGUGUCACAUGUGGCUCAGCAGUCACGGCGUGUCAUGUCGCCCUGGCGGCCCAUGUAUGUGGGCAGCCAAACGUGAGCAUAUAUGAUGGCGGUUGGUCUGAGUUCUAUACACGUGCUGCACCCGAGCACGUCAUCUCCGAGGGACGAGGAAAGCACUGGUGAUAAGAGAGAAAAUGGAGAGCAAGAUGGCAACGCACAAAACCUCAUUAACUAUAUGUUUUUAACAUAAACUCAAAAUCUGAAUUACAGAAAUAUCUUGUGGUUUAUACUGGUUUUAAUAUGUCCUUGUUGUCUUUCCUCACACAAAUUUGUCUUAAAGGAAAAAAGGUUUAAUUUUUCAUGAACACUUACCAUUGUUACUAAAAGCAACAUGUUUGACAUGGGAAAUCUGUCAUCUUACUUUGAAUAUUGUCUUUCUAAGUAAAUAUGUUGCUAACUUAGUAUAAUACAAUAAACAUUAAUUUCUCUUAACUAUAUUUACAGUAAUCUCAAUAGAAUUACAGCACUAUCCUGUGGAAAUUUACCUCAGACAAGGGUUGUAUAAGAGAGCUAAUAUUUUACAAACACUCACCCUUUGUGACCAAAAACCUUAUAAAAGGAUAGGAUGCUUAGCAUCUACUAGGCAAGGUACUGGAUAGAAACUAGUCAGCAUUAUGUUGAACUAGCAUUCCAACUCGCUAGAAUUCCACUAAUAUAUCUAGCUGGAUGUUAUUGUACUGGUUGUAUCCAUGCUUCAAUACUGUAUAAUUAUCUUCCUGUUAAUAUUGUCUUUCUAAUCAGACAGGAUGCUAAACUAAGUUUUCUGAUGAGCUAAUUAGCUAGCUAGCAUUACAAUGAAAUAGCAUUCAUUCAUUCAUUCAUUC
Tachysurus vachellii is the source of this 1729-nucleotide messenger RNA. RefSeq names its product 3-mercaptopyruvate sulfurtransferase-like. Lineage: Eukaryota; Metazoa; Chordata; Actinopteri; Siluriformes; Bagridae. Gene Ontology annotation, biological process: transsulfuration. Gene Ontology annotation, molecular function: thiosulfate-cyanide sulfurtransferase activity. The coding region runs from base 144 to 1028 and encodes 294 amino acids. The transcript is spliced from 2 exons. The record is from RefSeq and is a predicted model, not a curated record. Gene Ontology annotation, cellular component: mitochondrion.